Messenger RNA from Puccinia triticina, 570 nucleotides. RefSeq lists its product as uncharacterized. The transcript is spliced from 2 exons. The record is from RefSeq and is a predicted model, not a curated record. Lineage: Eukaryota; Fungi; Basidiomycota; Pucciniomycetes; Pucciniales; Pucciniaceae. The coding region runs from base 1 to 570 and encodes 189 amino acids.
AUGGCGUUGGUGCGAAGCCAGAGCGAAAAACGUUUAACGGCCUUCAGUCGAAUCCAUCAAGCCAUCCAAGAAGACGAUCUUUGGACUGUAGCUUGGUACAUGCGGAGUUUUCUCCUAAUGCCUCACGUCCUAUCAAACCUUGAAGAAAAAAUACUACUAGCCAAAUAUGACUUCCGAGUAAAAUUGUUUGAAGAGAAAUUGGACUUACUGAAAGAGAUGGCUCGCGGGCACGCUAGAGAAGACUUCGAAGAUUGGCUUCAAAACGGCAAAGUAUUUGGUCAAAUCGAGCAACAGAGUCACGCCAAACAUCAGCAAGAAGUAGGAAAAUUACUCGUCGCAAUCAGCACCUACGGUCGAUCAGUGGCUUACCUUUACGAGAUUAUCAACAUGAAAGUUGCGUUGCCCGAAUCACCAAUCGAAAAAGACACGUACAAGCUUCAGGCCAUGGGCAGAAGUCCUGGAUCAGGUAAUCUCCAAAAGUCGGCAACUUCGUUCAACGGUUGGGUCUUGAUUCGUCGGGAGGAAGCAGGUGCUGGAGAUUAUCAGGGUGGAGAGUGGACCAUCAUUUGA